CUCGGAUUGAAUCAAAAAGCUCAUAAAUGUUUCUUUAAUUCUUUUGUCCAUGUUCCUGCAAAUUUUUCACCACUGAGAUCAUAAUGUAAACAGCCACAGCUACCCAGACAAAUCGUUUUAUACAAUAAGGCACAAAAUGUUUGGUAUUUCGUACGGAGAGCUCUUCCUCUUGAUCGGAGCCACAGGUGCUCUAGUCGGACCAAAGGAUUUGCCUAGAAUUGCUAGAACAGCAGGGAGGUUAGCGGGUCGGUCAAUCGGGUAUGUUCAGUUAGCUAGAGGCCAAUUCGAUAAUGUUAUGCAGCAGUCUCAAGCCCGCCAGGUUCAUAAAGAACUUCAAGAUGCAUUCGCACAACUAGAGUCGAUUCGUAAUGAAGUCCGGAGUAUAUCACUUAUGAAUCCUGGUCCUAUGGCUCGAAGGCUGAUGGAUAAUCCUCAAGACCCAGCUUCUCUGAGUGAUGGGGCCAACAGUUCACUUGAGAAGCCUAAGGAGGAGCUGAAAACCUCAGACUCACCUAAUUUGCAUAGUCAAGCAACUGCGUAUGCAAAGUUGGCUGAAUCUGAUGCUGUGAAGACUGGCUCUUUGAAGAGCAGUGCAGAGCAAGAAAACCUUAAAGAUGAAAGUGGUCUUUUCAUUGUCCUCCCAAUUUCAGCUGAAAGCACUGGGAUGCUACCAAAUCGCAAAGAGAAUGUUAAGGGAUCAGACAUUGUGUUGGAAGCAAUAGUUGAAGCAGAGGUAGCACGUAAUGCCAAAGAUUUCUUUUCACAGCCUGAAAAUCAAAUACAGUGAACUGAAAAGGCUCUGAAGGGUGGGGUAUGGGAGAAGGUUGAAUUGGCCACCAAGUUUGGUAUCAGUUUUGCUGAUAAUAACAAGAGGGAGG
Molecule: messenger RNA, 878 nt
Organism: Prunus mume (Japanese apricot)
Lineage: Eukaryota; Viridiplantae; Streptophyta; Magnoliopsida; Rosales; Rosaceae
Source: RefSeq, a predicted model, not a curated record